Calidris pugnax (ruff) is the source of this 2199-nucleotide messenger RNA. It is a transcript of the gene DDB2, whose product is annotated as damage-specific DNA binding protein 2. The record is from RefSeq and is a predicted model, not a curated record. Gene Ontology annotation, molecular function: protein binding; damaged DNA binding. Gene Ontology annotation, biological process: DNA repair; response to UV. Bases 11 to 1645 code for a protein of 544 amino acids. Gene Ontology annotation, cellular component: nucleus; Cul4-RING E3 ubiquitin ligase complex. The transcript is spliced from 11 exons. Lineage: Eukaryota; Metazoa; Chordata; Aves; Charadriiformes; Scolopacidae.
CGCCCUGGUUAUGAAACCGCGGGGGAGGGGCCGGCUGCCUCCCGCCGUCCUCGGCCGCGGCGGGGAAGAGGAGGCCGCCGGGGCUCAGUGGUCAGACAGAAUGGCUCCAGUGAACCAGCCAAAGGACAAGAAGCAUGAGAGGACACGUGAACAUUGGCCGGAAGAGGCAAAAUCAACUGGGAAGAGGAAACCGGACUACGAGGAACUAGGGAAUGAGCCGCUAGCAAAGAAGUUGUUUGUGAGAAAAACAUCCAAACCCCCAGAGAAAAUCGGUUGGAGUGGAUGUGGAUCCGUGGUGAGAAAUAACAGAGUCCUGUUCCAUCAGCUGGAGCGGCAGUGCAGCAUCGUUCAUUAUGUCUACCAGAACAUGCUGGGAGGCUCCAUUCGGGCACAGCUCAGAAGGUGUCUGCAGCUGCCCUUUGUGCGUUCUCUUGCCUCAUACCGACUCUUUCGAACAGCAAGUCCCUUUGACAGGAGAGUGACAUGCCUGGAAUGGCAUCCAACACACCCCAGUACUGUAGCUGUUGGUUCUAAAGGCGGAGACAUCAUCCUUUGGGACCAUGAAGUACUUACUAAAACCUGCUUCAUAAAAGGGAAAGGGCCAGGAGAUUCUCUCGGAGACAUCAAGUUCAGUCCUUAUGAGGCAGCGAAGCUUUAUGUGGCAUCAGGGGAUGGCACCCUAAGCCUGCAGGACCUUGAGGGCAGAGCGGUGCAGGUGAUCUCCCGUGCCCCGGACUGUGGCCAUGAGCACCAUAAUGUUUGUUGCUGGUACUGCAGUGUUGAUGUUUCUGCAAGCUGCCGUACGGUGGUGACGGGUGACAACGUGGGCAACGUGGUCCUGCUCAGCACUUCUGGUGAAGAGAUUUGGAGGAAGAAAUUGCACAAGAAGAAAGUGACUCACGUGGAGUUUAACUCCCGAUGUGAGUGGUUGUUGGCCACAGCGUCUGUGGAUCAGACAGUCAAAAUCUGGGACCUCAGGAACAUCAAAAACAAAAUGAAUUUUCUUCAUGUGCUUCCUCAUGACAAACCUGUCAAUGCAGCUUACUUCAGCCCAACGGAUGGUGCCAAGCUCCUGAGCACAGACCAGCGCAGUGAAAUCAGGGUUUACUCCUCUUCAGACUGGACCAAGCCACAGCAUCUGAUCCCACAUCCGCAUCGGCAGUUCCAGCACCUCACACCUAUUAAGGCAACGUGGCAUCCUCGCUAUGACCUCAUCGUAGCAGGUCGCUACCCAGACCCUAAAUUCCCAGGGUACACGGUCAACGAGCUACGAACUGUUGACGUAUUCGAUGGAAACACCGGGGAGAUGGUUUGUCAGCUCUAUGAUCCAAAUGCUUCUGGUAUCAUCUCGCUCAAUAAAUUUAACCCUAUGGGAGACACGCUGGCCUCUGGCAUGGGCUUUAAUAUUCUGAUCUGGAGCCGGGAGGAGAUGGUGGCCAAGAAGCAAGAACAUCUUUUGAAAGCCAUGACAGAACAGAUUGGAGGCCGGAGUUUGUCCCGAAGUGGAGGGCAGAGGCAAGCAAACCCUGGGACGAGCAAACUCAAAGCUAAUUUACUGCGCUGGGAGCUGGAGGAGGCGAGAACAAAAACCAAAGAUUCUAAAUCACAGGGAAGGAAGCAAAAAGGGAAAGAUCUAGAGAAAUGAUUUAGUGUUUUGAUCCUUUCUGGAUCACAGGGUACAAAUUCAGUGUUGGCAAUGGGCAGUGUAAGCCAUGCGGGGCAUUAGGCUUCUACUUUGUCAUUCCUCCCUGGAUCUGAUCUUGCUUCCCUGAUUCCCUUUGCUUCCCCUUCUAGAAAGUUGUGUCAGUGCCCGGUUCCUCCUCCGAGUGGAGUUACUACCCUUUUUGGGGAGGUACUAGGAAAACUGAUGUUCUCAGAUCCUGCUGAAGUUACUGCUUCCAGCCUGCCACAUCUGCUUGUUGUCACUUGUCAGCAGUUACCAUCUCCUGUAGCCUGCUGCAGAGCAGCUCGUGACAGGGUGCCCAGCCUGCUCUAGUCAGACUGAGCUGAGAAACCCUUUGCUAACAAAGGUAGUGUCCUGAAAAGGGAGAAUGUUCACAGGGGUGAGGCCAUGGGUAGCUUGGGAACACCAGCCUCUCUCAUAUGUUAGCUGCUUGGAAAACGUGUGUCUGUUGAGAUCUCGGGCUCAGCCUAUUCUGUGCUUCCAGCUACGUAACUAGACCACGAAGAACAUGAUGA